AUGGCUUUAGCGGCCGAAGCGGAGUCGAGUGCUCGAGCGGGUUCGGCGGAGGGUGGCCGCGGUCUACUGCGCGCGUGCGGACUGAUAGGAGGAGGCGCGGUCUCCGCUCAGCAGGGCAACCCCGCGCCUCAAGGCCCGAGGAGAGGCGGUAGGAGGAGGCGGAGGGCAGAUGCGGCAAGAGAAGCAGAGGAGAGUGUGAUGGAAGGCGAAAGCGGCGAAGUGGAAGAGGAAGGUCCCGAAAACCGUCGUCCACUGUCUGUGGUGAUUCACGGUCCCGGCGCGUCCUUCUUUGUGGGCACGGAGUUAAUCGCCGCUGGCGGGCGCGCGCGCGCAGAUGGCGCGAGGGGAAGCGGGGGGGCACAGGGCGACCGCGUUGCUCCUGGCGGAUCAAGGCGGGGAGCUGAGAGCGCGCAGGUGGAUGGUGCAGACAGCGGAGAGGAUAUUCACAGUAACGAGUAUGGCGAUAGCGAGUAUGACAGCAGUGAAAUGGAGCAGGAGGAAGAGGGGGCGAGGAGGAGGAGAGGGAGGAGGAGAAUAGAAGUGUUGAUGGAUCGGUGCAGAGGCGGGGUGGAUGCUGUGGUGCGGUGGGGACGCAGCACGCGACAGCACCUGAGAGGCACGAGAGGGUUGGCUCGUGGUGGUGCUGGCACGUCAGCAGCAAGAGGUGGAGGUACUUCUGACUCUGGCGAUGCUGAUACCGAGAGUGACUAUGACGAGCGUGAUUCGGAGGAUAGGGAAAGGGGCUGGGCGCCUUAUGAUGAGUGUGACGAAAACGAGGGGUAUUGUAUGGAAUGCCGGAGGAGCGCUGAUGGGGAGCAAGGAGCAGAGGCGGGGAAGAGGCAGCAAGGAUGCGCACAUGGGAGUGUGGGGGGGAAUGGGGACGGGGCUGAGCAGGAGGAUGGAGGGGAGAGCGAUAGCAGCGCUGUGAGCUGCAGCAGCGGGUACAGCAGGAGCAGUGGUGGGGAGAGCAAGGCGAGUGCAGACAACGAUGGUGACGGUGCCGAGGCCGCGCUGCUGGACUUCCAAUUCGCUCCGUUGAGGGAGGCGUCAGGGCAGGCGGAGGGCGACAUGUGGGUGGAGGCGGUGCACGUGGUGCUGCCCCCUCCGCCUGCCAGUGCGAGGGGCGGGUGGGAGGGAGUGGACGUGGCGGGCAUGGAGGCGAUAUUCGACCCGCGGUGUGUCAAGUGGUUCCAGCGCGUGAAGCGCCUCUUCAUUGCGCUGCUGCUGCUCGGCUCCAUCUUCUACAUCGUCUCCUUCAUCGCGGGAGUGAUGUCGAACCGAGGCAAGAGCGUGGAGGUGCUGCCGGUGGACACGGGUGCGACGGGCCAGGGGCAGGCGGCGGCGGCGGGGGGCACGGGGGGGCUGGACACAAACUUUGACUAUGUGUCGCACGCCAUGCUCACCUCCUCCAACAUCUGGGUCGCCAUGGCCUACCUGGUGCUGUACCUCUCACUGGACAUGAUCGGCUUCGCAGGAGCCAUCCUCGAGAAUGUGAGUCUGUUGACGCUGUACAUAGUGGUGGAGCUGAUCAUCACAUUCAUCUCCGCGCUCGAGGCGCUGCGCCCCUUCCUGCUCUUCCGCCUCCUCGUCAUCCUCCUCGCCCUGCGCCUGCGCUACUGCGCCCUCAAGGUGGAGGAUGCGGAGAGGCGCCUCUUCUCGCGCCUCAUGGGUCGCCCCAUGCCUCCCCCCAACAGACGCACCUGGCUCGCUCGUCUGGGCAUAUUCCCGGGCACGCUGUCAGCCAUGUUCCGCCACGCGCCGCUGAGCCGCUUCCAGCUGCGCGGGCGGCCGUGGUAUGCUGAGCUCGUUGAACCAGAGCAAGCAGCAGAGGCAGCAGAGGAGGAACGGGAGAGUGAUGCCGCCCUGGCAGCACAGCUGCUGCUGCCGCCCCCCUUCCCCCUCGUGCCUCACCUCCCUGUCCCCCGUACUCCCUCCUCCUCCCUCCCGCCCUCGCGCUCUGUCUCCCUCACCCACCAACAGCAAUCCACUGAUGCAGACCUGCCCGCCUCGCCCUCUGCUGCUAUGCUCCCUCCUGCCACCUCCUUCACCCUCAUGUCCUCACCCCUUCCAUCUCUCCCCUCUACUUGCGCUUAA
This is a messenger RNA of Closterium sp. NIES-65, 2094 nucleotides long. Lineage: Eukaryota; Viridiplantae; Streptophyta; Zygnematophyceae; Desmidiales; Closteriaceae. The record is from the annotation of a GenBank genome assembly.